Molecule: messenger RNA, 393 nt
Organism: Dovyalis caffra
Lineage: Eukaryota; Viridiplantae; Streptophyta; Magnoliopsida; Malpighiales; Salicaceae
Source: the annotation of a GenBank genome assembly
AUGAUCAUACAGAGUGAAGGCCGGGAUCUCUCUCGUUAUAUUCUUGGUCCUCUUGUGACUUCUGGGAUGCUAAUGGAGUUUUUAGUUGGUACAAAGUUGAUUAAAGUGGACAAAAAUGUUCGUGAAGAUUGCGAACUUCAGUUUGACAUAUCAUUCCCCUUUGCAUUUGCAGAAAAGUUCUUGGGCGUAUUGAUAGCUAUUGGUCAAGCUGUUACUUACAUUCUGAUGGGAAUGUAUGGUCCUUUAGAACUACUUGGAGUAGGAAAUUCUAUCCUUAUCGUCGCACAGCUCUGCUUUGCCAGUAUCCUGAUGAUGUGUUUAGAUGAACUUCUCCAGAUUGGAUAUGGUCUAGGCUCUGGAAUUUCUCUCUUUAUGGCAACCACUAUGCGGUAA